Schistosoma rodhaini is the source of this 1116-nucleotide messenger RNA. The record is from the annotation of a GenBank genome assembly. NCBI's taxonomy places the organism in Eukaryota, Metazoa, Platyhelminthes, Trematoda, Strigeidida, Schistosomatidae.
AUGAAUAAUUCAAUUACGGAGGUAAACAUGAGCGUCCCCAGCCGUGCGACUAACUCAAACAAUACGAUUUUAUCUGAGGAACGGACGUGUCACAGAAGUCAAAUGGCAUCAUCUGACGCUGUUGGACGUACAAUGGCACUAUUACCCAUAAAUCAUAAUCAUGCUCUACAUCAUGGAAUAAAAUUAAUGCCUCACAUAAACAUGCCUCACAGAGAAGUAGGAGCGACAACACCCUUGGUAACUAACUCUGGCACAGCCAGUACGUGCUCGAUGUCCCUGCCAGGUUCAAUGUCAUCGGCAUCGGACACUGUUUGUAAUAUUCUUCCACACAACACUUCAGAUAGCAGCUCAAUCGACCUCGCUAGUCUUUUCGAAUGUCCUGUUUGCAUGGAUUACGCUCUACCACCUAUUAUGCAAUGUCAGAGUGGACACAUUGUUUGCGCAUCGUGCCGGUCAAAACUCUCAUCAUGCCCAACUUGCAGAGGCAACCUAGAUAAUAUCCGGAACCUCGCAAUGGAAAAACUUGCUUCCAGUGUAUUAUUUCCUUGCAAGUACUCCACUAGUGGUUGCCCAGAAACUUUUCAUUAUACAUCCAAAUCAGAACAUGAAGCAGCUUGCGAGUACAGGCCCUAUGAUUGUCCAUGCCCUGGUGCUUCAUGUAAGUGGCUUGGUGAAUUGGAACAAGUUAUGCCCCAUCUCGUGCAUCAUCAUAAAAGCAUUACAACUUUACAAGGCGAAGAUAUUGUAUUUUUGGCUACUGACAUAAGUCUUCCAGGUGCUGUAGACUGGGUUAUGAUGCAAUCUUGUUUUGGACAUAGUUUUAUGCUGGUUCUAGAAAAGCAGGAACGUGUACCAGAUCAAAUAUUUUUCGCUCUUGUCCAACUCAUCGGAACUCGAAAACAGGCAGAUCAGUUUGUGUACAGACUUGAAUUAAACGGGCAUCGUCGACGGUUAACUUGGGAAGCUUGUCCACGUAGUAUUCAUGAUGGUGUUCAAUCUGCAAUCGCUGUAUCUGACUGUUUAGUGUUUGAUUCUAAUACAGCUCAUUCAUUUGCUGAAAAUGGUAAUCUAGGAAUUAAUGUGACUAUUUCUCAAGUUUCUCCGUCUAUUUCAUAA